Purpureocillium takamizusanense is the source of this 1700-nucleotide messenger RNA. RefSeq lists its product as uncharacterized. Lineage: Eukaryota; Fungi; Ascomycota; Sordariomycetes; Hypocreales; Ophiocordycipitaceae. Gene Ontology annotation, molecular function: oxidoreductase activity; FAD binding. The transcript has 3 exons. The record is from RefSeq and is a predicted model, not a curated record. Bases 283 to 1665 code for a protein of 460 amino acids.
UGCUGACCACCCCUGGACACUCCUCAGCCGACACGUGUAGGUGGCUUUAAUAAGUGAAACGCCAUCUGCAAGACACGACAACGUCCCGAGAACCCCGCAGUGUCAGCUACACCAGGCUCGAUGAGGCAUCAACCAAAGAUCAGCACUGACUUGGGCGCGCAGACGCGGGCGCGCAUUAUUGAGGAUAUAAGAGCUACGCCCUCCGCAUGCACACCAGGUCUGCCAACGGUCACGUCGCCUUCAACCCUCAACACCACGACGAGUAAGUAGGCAACACACACCAUGGCGGACCGUCACGACGCCCUCCGUCAGCAAAUCACGGCCGGCGCCGUGCUUACCCCCGGGGACGAUGGCUUCCAGCAGGCGCUCGUCCGCUGGAGCCACGCCGCCAUGAAGCCCGCGGCGCUGGUCGUCCAGCCGGCCUCCCCGCAGGAGGUGUCCGUCGCCGUGCGCUACGCAACCGCCAACAAGAUCCCCCUGGUCGUCAUGGGCGGCGGGCACUCCACGAGCGGCGCGUCGUCGUCCGACGGCGGCAUGGUGGUGGACCUGCGACGCCUCAACUCGGUGCGCGUCGACGCGGCCGUCCAGACCGUCACCUUUGGCGGCGGAUGCAAGUGGAAGGAGGUGGACGAGACGUGCGGCGCCCAGGGCCUCGCCACGGUGGGCGGCACCGUCAACCACACGGGCGUCGGCGGGCUGACGCUCGGUGGCGGAUACGGCUGGCUGUCCGGCCGGUACGGGCUGGCCAUUGACAACCUGUUGAGCGUGGAGAUGGUCCUUGCGGACGGGAACAUUGUCACGGCGUCGGACAAGGAGAAUCCAGAUCUCUUCUGGGCUGUGCGCGGCGCGGGUCAAAACUUUGGCGCCGUCACCAGCUUCACGAGCAGGGUCUACCCGCAGGGCGACGUGUGGACGGGCCCCAUCGUCUACACGCUCGACAAGAUGCCGCAGGUCGUCGCCUUUGCCAACUGGUUCCACGAGCACAACACGGGAGACGAGUCCUUCUGGUUCGGCGUGAUGGGCGCCGCGCCCGGCGUCCCGGUGCCGGCGGUCUUCUGCAUGGUGUUCAAGAACACGGACUCACAGGCCGAGGCCGAGUCCUUCUUCAAGCCCCUGCUAGACAUCGGCCCCGUCGCCAACAUGGCCCGCGUGAUGCCCUAUUCCGAGUCCAACAACCUGAUCCCCAACCGUGACGAGGAGAAGCGGCGCCUGCAGGGCAGCGCCAACUUUGUGAUGCCGCUGCAAGACGAGUUCGUCAAGGAGCUCGUCGACGACUUUGUGCCCUUUGUCCAGGAGCGCAACAUUGGGGAGGGAUCCGGCAUCAUCUUCGAGGUGUUUCCCCACGACAAGAUCCGCGAGGUCAAGGGCGACGCAACGGCGUUUCCAUCCAGGGGCAACUUUUACCAUGUGGCAACCAUGUUCUCGUGGGACGACGCGGCCAUGGAUAAGCAAGUGCGGGAAUAUAACCGCAAGAUCAUCGGACUGUUCCGUCAGAAGGGAUUCCAAGGCAUGGGUGGCCAAUACAACAACUACGAUGGCGAGUAUCUGGGGCCGGAGAGGGCGUUUGGCCAUAACUUGCCCAGACUGCAGGAGCUGAAGAAAAAGUACGACCCGGAGAACGUGUUUUGCAAGUGGCAUAGCGUAUGGCCGACUACUUCGACGUAGUGUACUAUAGCAAAGCAGCCAUUGAUCUCAACGAC